AGAGGGACGCGGCAUCAGCUGAUUUGCCAGAAGACGCGAGGCCGUGAGAGAGACAAGACCUCCUCGUCAAUUCCUCCUUGAUUCUUGUGACAAUGGGGCUUAAGUCGUGCAUUUUCCUGCUGGUGGUGACCUUGGGUUUGUCUCGAGGUGGGAAGAACAUUGAGGAAGAUCAGUAUGGUGUGAGAUAUGCUACGGAUUGUGAAGUUUGUAAGCUGGUGAUGAAGGAGCUUGGGGAAAAGUUGCAGUCAAAGGACUCUUGUGUCAUUGAGACAGGAUAUAACAUGGAUGCGUCCAAGAAGAAGACCAAAUACAUAUAGGAAGAAUUGCGACUGGUAGAAACGCUAGAAGAAGUCUGUUCAGGGAUGUUAGAUUACCGUAUCCACAAGGAACGCGAGGACUCGACCCGUUGGGCCAAGAAGAUGAGUCAGACAUUCCAGACGUUACAUAAUCUUGUCAAUAAGGGGGUGAAGGUCGACCUAGGUAUCCCAAUGGAGUUAUGGGACGAGCCAUCAGCGGAAGUGACGCAUCUUAAGACCCAGUGUGAACAAUUUAUUGAAGAUCACGAAGAUGCUAUAAGCAGUUGGUACUUUGGCGAUCAGACUAAAUCUCUCCAGGUAACUGUUUGUAAAAAGGCCCUCAAGGAAAAGAAGUGUCUCUCUGAACCUUAUGGUGAGGACAUCACUGCCCAAGAACAAGCCAAGGAGAAAGUGGGAGAUAAAAAGAAGCAGAAAGGAGACAGAAGCAAGACGAGGAAAAAUGAGCUGUAGUUCUUUUUAUAAAUUCGUUUUUUAGGUCACAAUAAAUCUAUUUUAGAAUUCAGAAGUCAUUUUUUAAGAGUCAUCCUUGUGUGAUGUUCAUUUUGAUAUUUAUGUUUCAUUUUUAAGUAUUUAAGAUGAUCAUGUUAAGGGUAUAUACAGUCAUGUUGGAGUAGAUUUGAUAUGGUCUUCAAAGGAAUAUAAUAUAAAUAGCUCUGCAAGUAUAGAAUUAGCAUAAUAAAACUUUAGUCAUUAAUAUUUUAAAGAAUCUAUUUUGUGAUUUUAUGCUGUAUCUAUAUUUCUGAUGAAAUGAAACAAGAUUUUUAUUAUGAUAUGGUCACAUAAAUCACCCUCUUGUGUCAGUAUUUACUCUUUGACUACAAGAUCACCCAAAAUCCUCCUGGACUAGCAACCCCUUCUGAGCUUGUGUUCUGGCGUAAGAGAGGAGGCAUCAGCAUCUUCCAUACUGAAAGGAUCGGACAAAGGAAACUCACUGUAGGAUCGUCCUCAGAUGCAAGCAGUCAUUUUAGAUUUUGAUAUCAAUCAUUAUUUUCUCUAUUAUGUUUCAGCAUAUUGGAUGUUGUUGUAAAUUGGGAUCUUUAGAAAUUAUCAGAGUGCAAAAGGUGAAUAUGAGUCUGCUAUGAAGAAUUUUUUUUGUACAAGGGAAAUCCUAAAUUAAGACAUUCCACAAGUUUGAUGUGUACUGUGACAAGGCUUAGAUAUUAUUAAAUGACUGAGUUACA
This is a messenger RNA of Penaeus chinensis, 1498 nucleotides long. RefSeq names its product protein canopy homolog 4-like (gene CNPYb). The record is from RefSeq and is a predicted model, not a curated record. Gene Ontology annotation, molecular function: signaling receptor binding. Lineage: Eukaryota; Metazoa; Arthropoda; Malacostraca; Decapoda; Penaeidae. Gene Ontology annotation, cellular component: endomembrane system.